UGACUGAAUAACUUGAUUUCUGCACAGUGGCAGUUAAUCUUGUCGACCCAGUAUCAUCGAGUAUCAUCCAGACAUACAGAUGUACACGGUGAUGGUCAUUUCUCCACAAUAAACUGCAGUACUAUUAGUUAUUCGCAAAGGAAUACAUAACAAAUGCCCGAGAGUAUUGUUUUAAUAUCUGUCGAUAUAUUUAGUUGCAUUAAGGGGUUAUGACAUACGCUGCUGAUAGUUGCUCUUGCUAUACUAAUAGUUAGCCUGUGAAUGGUCUGGUUUUUCACGUUCGCAUUAAGUUUUAGCAGGGGCCUUUUUAAAUGCAAAGUUGUCGUGUUUGAAAAACAGGGCUCAGAAUAACUUUUUAGGAAUAAAUCCUCUGCAUCAUUUAUGGUGGUUACGUAUUUUAUUUUUAUUAGUUAGCAGCACCUGUAAAAGUUGGUCUUUCAUGUGCCAACGUGUGGCUAAACCAGUCCCUGACCCGUAACAAGCCACUUACACAACUUUAGAUAGCAACACGUCUUUCAUGCCAAACAAAAAAAAAAAAAACAUAUCAGCAAAAAUAAUAAUGAUAAUCACGUUUUUUUUCAAUUAAAAUUAUGUUAGUUCCUUAUUUCAUCCCGAAAUGCUCAAAUAGAAUCUUGACCAACAGCACCCCCUUGUGUCAACAAGCGGGAUGACCUCAAAUGCGUUGCGUAGAUACAAGGCAACAAAUGAUUCCGCUGUGACGGUGAAAAAGUGACAAGUUGCUUUAGUUAGGAACUUUACUUGAUAAUAUUACCAAUUAUCAUUAGUGUACAGAGAAAAAAUGUCAUCAGUGGUUCAACAUGGCCAACGAAGAGGACCCGGGAAGAGUGCUGAAAACACCAAUGAGACAAUCGGGCUUCCAGAUCUCCAUCAGACCACCGUUUUAACCAAGGCUGACUGGUCGAGGAUCCAGGAUGAAAUCAACCGAGUGGACAAGGAAAAAGAACGCAUGAUGGAGGCCACGAGGCAGAGGGAGGCCCUGCACCUGAAAUCCAAACAGAUGGCCAAACUCUGGCCUAACACGCUUGCCUGUCAAAGACAGAAGAAGCUGGAGGCAAAGAAGAUCCGGGACCAGGUGGAGGAGGACAAAAGGAAACAGAUCGAUAUGGAGGAGGCCAAAUAUCGAGAAGAAAAGCGGAAAGAGGCCAUUGAGAAGGCAAAGACGCAGCUCUACUAUGAAACGGAGCGAGUCAAAGGACUGCAUCGUGCACUCUUGCUGACAGAAGUUCUGAAGGAAAGAGAAGCUCAGAUCGAGCUGAAGCAAAGGAAGAAAAGCGCCUUCAAGGACCUGGAUGAAGAACACAUGCAGAUGCUGAAGGCCAGGGAGGAUGAAGCUCUCACAAAAGAGCAGGAGCGAACGCAACAGAAAAAACAGGAGAGCAAAGCUUUUGCCGAAGAACUGCGGAAGCAGAUGAAGGAAAAUCAGCUGGAAAGAGAGCGACGGAAGCAUGAGACCAAGAAGGACGGCGAGGAAAUCCAACGGCUUCAAGAGCUCCAUCAGUGGGAGCAAAAAAUGGAGGAGCAGUCGCAAGCCAGGCAGAAGAAAGAGUUCAUGAACGAUCAGCUGGAGCAUCUCGCUCAAAGGGAGAUUUCGAAGGCGGCGGAUGCGGAGAAACAAGAGGUGGAGGAGGCGCAACGGAAACUGUUCCUGUCUGCAAAGGAGAAGAUGGUGACGUUAAGAAGAGAUAAGGAGAAGGAGUUGCUCAGAGAGGUCCAGAUUCGCAGAGAGAGGAUCAUGGACAAGCUGAUGUUGGCUCAGCAGGAGCAGAAGGAGCAGAAGCAGCAGAACAACGCCGAGGCUGUCGCCGAGCGGGACGCGCAGAGGAUGCAGCGGGAAUGGGAGGAAGAGCAGAAGAGGGUGCAAAUGAUGAAGUCGAUCGCAGCUCACAGGGAGCACGUGAUCCAAGAGAAAGAGCGCAACGAACUGAUCAGAAAGGAGAAAGAAAGAGAAGUUCUUCAAGCAAAGAAAGAAGGUGACAGAAUAUUUGGUGAAGAACAGCAAAAGAAGUCCCAGAGGAUCCAGCAGGAGCUCCGGAAGAUACAAGACUUCAAUGCAAGCCAGAUGCUGGAGAAACAAGCCAGGCAGCAUCAAGUAAGGCUAGCGGAGCACCAGUUUGAAGCCGAGAACAUGGAGCUCCUCGCCGAAGAAGAGCUUGGGUUCGAGCGGUACUCGAGGGCCGUGGUCCAAGCGGCCGCCUCCUCCGAGCGUAACGUGCUUCCGCUCUACAAGGCCGUGAGGGAGGGGGUGGCGGGGGGCCCAGCCUUCAUCGGAGCGAGACCUCGCUACCUCGUUCAGGACAGCAGCGGCGCCGAAAUGCCCAAAUAUGUCUCGGACAGCAAGCGGGAUAUCAAGAAGAUCCACCAGGUUGAAGAUAUCGAAGAAGCAAAGAAGAGGCUCGGGUUUACGUGGUUUUAAGAGCGCCGGUGGAAGGCCCGCGGGGAGCUCAAAUGUGGGAGCGGUUGCUGGACCCUUGGUGCGAAAAGUGAAUUCAGAAAUGGGUUUCAAAAUGCAUCAUUCGUAUGUGAAGGUCAUUUCUGAAAACCUACGCAAAGAUUGAGAAGAAGAUUACUGUAUUGGAGAGGGUCAAUAACUGCAGUGGAACGUUGCAAAAAUAUUGUAAAAACAAAAAUGGUGUCUUUUUAAUUUCCAUUCUACACAGAGGGGAAGCGCCGAAAACCAACGUGCACAAUGAACAUCUCAUCCAAGUUGGUUUUGUUGCACUUGCGCCAUGAGCAUUUUCCACAUU
Molecule: messenger RNA, 2765 nt
Organism: Hippocampus comes (tiger tail seahorse)
Lineage: Eukaryota; Metazoa; Chordata; Actinopteri; Syngnathiformes; Syngnathidae
Gene: cfap210
Product: cilia and flagella associated protein 210
Exons: 9
Coding region: 800-2434 (544 amino acids)
Cellular component (GO): axonemal microtubule
Source: RefSeq, a predicted model, not a curated record